Molecule: messenger RNA, 4140 nt
Organism: Phyllopteryx taeniolatus (common seadragon)
Lineage: Eukaryota; Metazoa; Chordata; Actinopteri; Syngnathiformes; Syngnathidae
Product: sodium- and chloride-dependent GABA transporter 2-like
Exons: 14
Coding region: 175-1974 (599 amino acids)
Biological process (GO): sodium ion transmembrane transport
Cellular component (GO): membrane
Source: RefSeq, a predicted model, not a curated record
ACAUAAACUCAAAUUUGUGUUGCAGAUGCUGCAAUGUGAUGAAUGUACAAGGCAUCAACCAAGCUGGAAGAUCCCGAAGGUGCAACCCACUGUCCUCCUACUCCACCUCUCCUUUUGCUUAAAUAGCAACUGUGUCAGACAGUAACAUAUUGUCAAGAGGGAAGUACGUCAAAAAUGGUCACAAAGGAGGAUGGUUGCAGUUGUGAUGUUUUUGUGCCCAGCGGAGGGCAAAGGAAGCUGAAAGAAACAGAGGAACGGGGAUACUGGGGCACCAAAGCUGAGUUCAUUCUCACUGUGAUGGGUGCCGUCAUUGGACCGGGCAAUGUGUGGAGAUUUCCUUACCUGUGCUACAAAAACGGCGGAGGUGUGUUCUUCAUCCCUUACAUUUUGUUCAUGUUCACUUGCGGGAUCCCCUUGUUUUUUCUCGAGACCGCUAUGGGACAGUACACCAACCAGGGGGGGAUUACGUGUUGGAAAAAGUUUUGCCCACUUUUUCAAGGGAUCGGCUACGCGAGUCACCUUAUCAUUGCGUUCAGCGCCACGUCCUACAUUAUUAUUAUCGCGUGGGCAUUCUUUUAUCUGUUCUCCUCCUUCAGCGCAGACUUGCCUUGGGCCACGUGUGGAAACGACUGGAACACAGACUCAUGCAUAGACUUCAGCAUUGCAAAUCAGAGCCUCGCUGUGACACACAGGCAGAACACCACUCUGCCUGUUGUAGAGUUCUGGGAGCGCAGAGUGCUGAAGAUCUCUGGUGGUAUUGAGGAGGUGGGGAGCUUGAGGUGGGAGCUAGUCUUGUGUCUCAUCCUGGCAUGGGUCAUCUGCUACUUUUGCAUUUGGAAGGGGAUCAAAUCCACUGGGAAGGCGGCCUACUUCACAGCAACUUUCCCCUUCGCUAUGCUGCUGGUUUUGCUCAUACGUGGUGUGACGCUGCCAGGGGCAAUGGACGGAAUUAUUUAUUACAUCUACCCUGACGUAUCCCGCCUAUCAGAUCCACAGGUGUGGUUAGACGCUGGCACGCAGAUCUUCUUUUCUUAUGCCAUUGGCUUUGGGUUCCUGACCUCUCUUGGGAGUUACAAUACUUACAACAACAACUGUUACAAGGAUUGUUUCUACUUAUGUUUGCUGAACAGUGCCACCAGUGUUGUGGCAGGCUUUGCCAUGUUCUCCGUCUUGGGAUUUAUGACCUACGAACAAGGUGUCGAUAUUGCAGAGGUGGCAGAAUCAGGUCCAGGACUGGCCUUCAUCGUUUACCCGCGUGCUGUAGCCAUGAUGCCCAUGCCACAAGUGUGGGCCGUGUGUUUCUUCCUCAUGAUCAUUCUACUCUGCUUGGAUAGUCAGUUUGUCGGUCUGGAGUGUCUGAUGACGUCGCUGGUCGAUCUUUACCCAUCUUACCUACGUCAAGGCUACAGACGUGAGCUGGUCCUGCUGGCCAUCUGCACCGUCUCCUGUCUGCUCGGACUUUCCCUGGUGACCGAGGGAGGGAUGUACCUGCUGCAGCUAGUGGAUUUCUACAUUUGCAGCGGGACGACCUUGCUCCUGCUGUCCAUCUGCCAGUCGGUCAGCAUUGCCUGGGUCUAUGGGGCCGAGCGUUUCUAUGGGAACAUCACAGAUAUGAUUGGUUAUCGUCCGGGUCCACUAAUGAAGCUCUGCUGGUGCUACUUUACUCCCUGUUUAUGUUUUGGCACCUUCAUGUUCUCCGUAGUCAGAUACUCUCCCUUGAAGUUCAGCAGCACUUAUGUUUAUCCACUGUGGGCCAACAUUCUGGGCUGGUUCUUGGCCACCAUCUCCCUCUCCCUCAUCCCUCUCUUUGUGUUCUACAAACUAGUACAUGGAGAGGGCACCCUCCGUCAGCGAUUCCUGUUGCUGUGCCUUCCCGAAGACGACCUGAAAUGUCUUCCCCCGCUAGAAGACAAUGUCGUCACUCCCCUCACCGGGCUUAAACCUUUAUCCCGUGCUGAGGAAGUCACUAAAUGAGCAACUGCGCUCAUUCAAACAAGGGGACUACAAAAAGCAAACACUUGACAUUAAAGAACAGAGUCAAUUCAGUGGAAUCACUUUGCAAGAAAAUACUCCUCAUAAAAAAAUCAACUAUACAAGAGGGAGUCAGAAAAGUAAAUAGACUCACAUAGACUACAGCAAAACAGAAUGGCUUCUGCCUUGGCCAAUUUCCCAACUCUAUACUAAGUUAAAAUUAAAUUGGUUGGGUAGUUACGACCUGCUGGUCACUAAAAAACUGUGUACUGCCUCAGUGGAGUUAAUAACAAAACCAUACUGUAUCUCCUACCAAAACUGCCGGACAGAAUAAAGAGCCCCAAAUUAUUGUCCCUGGCAAAAAAAAAAUUAUUUCAUUUGUUGCAUGCAUAUUUUAGUUGGCAAUAACACAAGUGGUAGAAGUGUUAAGAUUUUCUUUUAUUAUUAUUAUUUUUAACAAUCUGUUUCUUUACAUUAGAAAAAAAAGUUGGGUUCAACAUCAGUCUUACGAUUUCUCAAAACAGGCACAGUUAAUUUGCUAGACAAACUUGAGAAUGCACUAGGACCAGUGAUUCUCCAAAUGUGGUACCAGUACCAGUAGUGGUUUGCAGGAUCCCUCUGGUAGUACAUGAAAGAAUCACUGCCUAAGUACGAUUCAGUUGUUUUUAUCUUUUAAUCCAUUUGUAUUCAGUACUAGGUAUUAUUUGUUUUUAAACAUUUAUUUGAAUACAGUUUGUAGAAAACAUUUACAUGCAUUACAUUUUAAUUGAAUAAUUAUUUUAAAACAGUUCUUGAUUUUUCUUUAGUAUUUAAGCAUGAUGUUGGUAUUCAAUGUACAUAAUGUUGCAGUGGCUUUCAAUAAUAUUAAAUACAGUAUACUUCUUAUGAAUAAAACCUCUCUCUCUUAUUUUAAUGUUGAUCAAUAUUUUUUUUUAGGUCGUACUUGAUGUAAAAAAAUUGGGAACCACUGUAGUAGAUUAUGCUAGAACUGCAGGAUCCUUUAGAAAGCUGCCCAAAAAAAAAUCAAAGAAAUCAAGAUCAGCUUCUUUACCUUACAGUCCUUUGCCACUUAACUGUGUGAACUACAAUAUAUUGAGUCAAACUUUCACUUUAAACAUCAAACCACAAAUACUGUAAGUUGCCACCAGUGUCAGUAUAUACAAGUUAAAUAUAUAUAUAUUAAAAUAUAUAAGUGAAACUAACCCAAUAAUUAUGUAUUAUUAUAUAUUUGCUCAAAAGACCUUGUGCAAAGAAUAAACACAAUUUGGAAAGGGCCACAAUUGCACACUGUCAGUUUCAUAAUCAAACCAUUAAAAAUGGAUUCCGUCGUGAUUGGCAGCGAUUGAAGUAGUGAAGUGAAGCGAUUGCUGGCUGAGUCACAAGAGACGGUGAGGAGAGAAAAUCAAAUCUAAAGAUCUCUUAUGAUUGUCAGGAGUAAUAAAAUCAGGAUGUGAAAUUCAGGACAUUCAAGUCAAGACAUCAUCAUCAAAAUGUCAGAUUCUUUUUCUUUUCUUUUUUGUAUUAAUGUAGGAAGGAAAUAUUGAUAAAAUACAGUAUUUUGUCAAGUGCCUUACAACAAUAUUUUGGGUUAUUCUUUCAUUUGCCUGUGGAUACAAAUAUACUGUAUAUUGUCCUUUAAAAACACUCAUGAGCAGCAGAUUUACUGUUAUUCUGUAAUGCCAUACUUAUUACAGAAAAGUACCAACUGAAUAGAUGUUUACACAUACAUGAUACCAAAUUGACAAUGGCGUAAAAUAAAUACAAUGCGCCUUUCAAAUAUAAGUCCUGUAUAAUUUUUUUUACCUCUGCUGUAUUACUGAUUACUUGGUCUAUAAAACCACAAGGGAUGAUUGUGUUGUGAGAUGGCUUAUUUUUUUUUAUUAUAGAGAAAAGCAUCUGGAAUGGAAAAUGUGCACUUUGACAAUGUAACACUUAAGAUUAGCCACUGUUGAUGAAUUGAUUUUCUGGAGUGUUGUGCUGGGCGCACAAAUGUACUAAAAUACAUUUAUUGUAUUGCCAAAACAUAGACCUAUGCUGUACAUAAACUAAGAAUAAAGAACAAAACAGAAUUUAUAACAACAAAUCUAAAUAAAAAGGGUAUUUACCUAGAAAUUGUUUAUAUGCGUUAUGAUCCGAACCAAUAAAAAUACACCCACAACAUUUUGGGCA